Messenger RNA from Carassius gibelio (silver crucian carp), 3946 nucleotides. RefSeq names its product TGF-beta activated kinase 1 (MAP3K7) binding protein 2 (gene tab2). Lineage: Eukaryota; Metazoa; Chordata; Actinopteri; Cypriniformes; Cyprinidae. The record is from RefSeq and is a predicted model, not a curated record. Gene Ontology annotation, molecular function: ubiquitin binding; K63-linked polyubiquitin modification-dependent protein binding. Gene Ontology annotation, biological process: positive regulation of protein kinase activity.
CGCCAUAUUGUGUGACACUAUUUUGAUUCUUAUCUGUUGGAAGAGAGAAAGGAAGAGAAAAAAUCAGGGGGAGCAGAGGAGGAAGCGCAGAAGAGCUGUCAGAAGAGAGCGAAGCAGCGGCAGCGGCGCGGGAUUCGCGAGCGGAGUCGGGCCUGCUUCUGUCCGCAGAUCCGCGGCGCUGACACGAAGAUGCUAAGAUAGUCAAUGUGAGCCAGUGCUGUGGUCAAGUCCGUUCUGUUUUGGCAGUAGACGAAUGGCACAGGGAAACCAACAGAUUGACAAUCAGGUUCUGCACCACCUGCGGCACAAGUUUCCAGAGGUUCCCGAGGACGUGGUGUCCGAGUGUGUCCUGCAGAAUAAGAGCAAUUUAGCUGCGUGUUGUGAGUACCUGACCAAGGUGAGUCCUAGUUUCUUGUAUAGCGAAGGCAGCCAGAGUUUGACAGAUCUUCGCAAUCACAUGACCCAGCUCAACCUUGUCUCUCAGAAUGCCCAUGAUGCAGUGCAGCGAGAUGUAGUGAGGAUGAAUGGCAGCAGGACUGUCACCCCCAGCGCGAGUGAUGGGCCUUUGACCGUGCCGUCCCCUCUCUCCGAGCUCUACCAGCCCGAAACAACAUCCCUGCCGACACACACACCCACAAGCCUUGGCACCUUCACCACCAUGGAGUCCACUCGCAAGCCACAGCCUCCUCAGCACCUGGGCCUUUACCAGGUCGGGGGCAAAGGUCACGGACCACCUCCCACUCCACGGUUCAACCCGAUCACAGUGACACUUGCGCCCAACACUGGCCGUAACACGCCGACCUCCCUGCACAUCCACGGAGGGCCUCAGUCGGGCCUGAACAGCCCAAACUCCAUCUACAUCCGGCCGUACGUGACCCAGCCGGGCUCCACGCGACAGGUGCAGGGCCGGGCUCAGUACAGCCCCACCUCACAGCCUGCUCAGCAGAUCUACCAGAUCAGCCACCCCGCAGCCUCCCAGAGCUCCUGGAGCGCCGGCCAGCACCAGACCUCACACGUCUACAUGCCCAUCAGCUCGCCCACCAACACCCAGGCGCCCUCCAUCCCCUCGGCCGUCGCCUUGCAGGCCGCCACCUCCUCGCCCUCACCGUCCUCCAGCUCGUCCUCCUUUAGCCAGUACAACAUCCAGAACAUCUCGACCGGGCCGCGGAAGAAUCAGAUUGAGAUCAAGCUGGAGUCUCCACAGAGGGUGUCCGGAGGGUCGAAGGCGACGCUCCUGCGCUCCGGCUCUGCACCACGAGCCGCCUGUAGCUCCACAUCUUCAUCCUGUCCUGCGUCGUCUUCGCUGGCUGCAUCCACGGGUUCCUCCACUCCCAUCUCGAUCGGCGGCGCUGGGCUGAGUCGCAGCCAGCCCACGGUGUACAUCUCCCCAUCCCCGCCCGCUGCGGACGACUGUGCCCUCGUUCCCAACACCCCUCGCUCGCAGCCUAAGUUCUACAUCUCUGCGAACGCGUCGGCUGACGAUGGAGGGGCGAGGAACCCGCCAACGCUCUAUAUCUCAGCCAAUCCCACGCUGCAGGGCUCUGCCGGUCUGCGGGCUUUAGGGAGUCAGGUGAGCAUGGGCCCUGCGUAUAUACACCACCACCCGCCCAAAUCCCGUCCCUCUGUGGGAGCAGGAGGCACAGCCACGUCUCCUCGUGUGGUGGUGACACAGCCCAACACCAAAUACACCUUUAAAAUCACUGUCUCCCCCAAUAAACCUCCGGCUGUGUCUCCUGGGGUGGUAUCGCCCACGUUCGAGCCGACAAACAUGCUCAGUCUGCCGGGCGAUCACCAUUACACGGAGCAGGAUCCGCUGUACCAGUCUGACCCGCUCUCAUCUCAACGGGACAAAAGCUCGGAGCCACGCAGACUCAGCAUGGGUGCGGAUGAUGCCGCAUACACACAAGCUCUGCUGGUGCAUCAGAGAGCUCGUAUGGAGCGACUGUGGCACGAGUUAGAGCAGAAGAAGAGGAAGCUGGAGAAGCUGAAAGAGGAAGUCAACGAGAUGGAGAAUGACCUCACACGGAGACGAAUGCAGCGCUCCAACUCCGUCUGUCAGAUACCAUCUAUUGAGGAGAUGCAGCAGUUGCGGUGUAAGAACAGACUUCUACAGAUCGAUAUUGAUUGUUUAACCAAAGAGAUUGACCUCCUUCAGACACGAGGACCAGACUUCAAUCCCAUUGCAAUUCACAAUUUUUAUGACAACCUUGGAUUCUUGGGUCCUGUACCUCCCAAACCUCCCAAAGGUCCUACGAAACCAGAGGGCAGCCGGAGCGCCAGGCUCGUGUCGGAGCCGGAGGAGGACGAUGGUGUUCAGUGGAGCUGCACCGCCUGCACCUUCCUCAAUCACCCUGCUCUCAUCCGCUGUGAAGAGUGUGAAUUCCCCCGGCAUUUCUGAGCCACGCCUGUCCUCUCGGCCCGUGUGUGUGUGUGUGUGUGUGUGUGUGUGUCUUGUGAUGUCCACUGAAGACUGGAUGAUGUUUACAGCUCUUUCUGUCUGUACAGUGUGUGUGUGUGUGUGUGUGUGUGUCAUGUGGGAGAUCAAGGGAAAUUUCCCCCGCUUGAUCCGUGAAGAGGCUUGGUGUUGCCGGUGAUAUUAACACUUUUAUUACAUCCACACACGGUUUACAGUGUGGGUUUGGAUGCCAGUGUGCCUUCUUUUCAUGGGGACUGAUUGUGACUGCUUUGCCCAUGCUGUUCCCAAAGGAUCAUGGGAGGAAUCUGCUCAACUAACAGUUCUCUUGUUUGAUCAAUGAAAUGCAAAAAAGAAGAAAGAAAAACCCCUGCAUGUUUUAGAUGUACAGUUUACAGAGGAGUCUCCGCCACAGAUUUUACUGUACAUAGUUUAAGAACAAGCAUUUCUUUCUCAAGAAUUCACAUGUAUUUCCUGUAAGUAUAGCUUUAUAGACUUCAUUUAUUUCUAUGCUGUUGUUUUCGUUUGUUUCUCUCAGAUGUGUAUGGAGCUUUUGUGAGAACCUAAAGGGAUGCUAAAACCGUGUAGCCUUGAAUAAAAAAGAAGCUCUGUCAAGCACUCUAUUCAGCGUACGAGCUGCAGACGCAGCAAAACUUAACUGAGAAAUUAAAAUAAAAUCUAGAUUUUAUUAACAAGGUACUUGACCUCAGAGCAGUUCACAGGAAAUUCACAAAGCCCUCCGAUAACAAACUCUUUCCUAUGUGACAACUGGAAUGUAGGUUUACUAUUAGUGGAACUGAUACCUUUGUGCCACGAAAGGAAUGAUUCUUUGCCAUGCUUUCAUGAAGCUUUUUCCCAUUAUUCGCAGUAAGGUGGGUUUGUGUUCACAAGGGCUUUGACACACCGAGUACUCGCCACUGGCUUUCAUGGUUCAGGUGUUGUAAAUUGCCAAAGCACAGGAGUCGAGUGCAGCAAAAUAUCUCACGAUGUGCCUUCGGUCUUUAUGUGGUUCUCUGUUACGGAUCAUGGUAUGUGGCAAUAUGCACAGUGCCUUAACUUACAGAUGUUACAGAAUUUAAACUUUAUUAUUAAACUGUAAUAAAGUUGCAGUUUUGUGACUUUAUUAGUUGAUUGAACUAUAACAAAUGUUUUGUCAUCCAUCCUUAUUAGAGUGCUAAUGCAUAAAUUGUGCAUUGAAAAGCUGAAUGAGAUUGUUAUUUAUAAAACCAAUAAAUACACAAUUUCCAAAUGCUGGUUUCUGGUAUCCAGGCUAAAAAUAACUUGGCUGUGGAGAAUGUUUAUUGCUCUGCUCUCUGUUUCUGAGAUGAGGCUAUUUUUGUCUCCAAAGACAUUACUCUCUGUGCUUACAUUUGAGAAAACCAAAGAAAUAAUCAGAUUUGUCUGUUAAUUGUUUAUGGAUUUUAAAAGAAAAGGGAGAGAAGAUCAAUGAUCUUAGUUGGGAAAACGGUCUUUGUAAUAGAUAAGUUAUUUGUAAAAAAUAAAAAUGAAAUAAAAAAUGAAACAAGAAAUAAA